This is a messenger RNA of Sabethes cyaneus, 790 nucleotides long. RefSeq names its product DNA-directed RNA polymerases I, II, and III subunit RPABC2 (gene RpII18). Gene Ontology annotation, biological process: DNA-templated transcription. The record is from RefSeq and is a predicted model, not a curated record. Bases 154 to 549 code for a protein of 131 amino acids. The transcript is spliced from 2 exons. Gene Ontology annotation, molecular function: DNA-directed RNA polymerase activity; DNA binding. Lineage: Eukaryota; Metazoa; Arthropoda; Insecta; Diptera; Culicidae. Gene Ontology annotation, cellular component: RNA polymerase II, core complex; RNA polymerase I complex; RNA polymerase III complex.
UGUCCUGCGGAUGCGAAUGUGCGAUUCGCUUUCGUGACGCUUUGUAAUUUUUUAGUCGUUUGAGUAGAAUAAAUAGAAUUCUUUUUCUGUAAAAUUCUGAAUUGAUAUUUUGCUUCUACUCUACGGAAGGAUAAAGGUUUCAUACAUUGAACAAUGGAGGAUGGCGACUACGAUAACGAUGACGUUGGAGGAGACGAAUUCGACGACGUCGAAGAGGAUGAUAAUAUUGACGAGCUGAACCAGGAGGAAGAUGGAGAUAAUAUUGAACUCAUUACACCCGGUCAGGCAGGAGGGGGUGUGCCGAAAUCAAAGCGAAUCACAACCAAAUACAUGACCAAGUAUGAACGGGCACGUGUGCUAGGAACGCGCGCACUGCAGAUAGCGAUGUGUGCCCCUAUAAUGGUAGAAUUGGAAGGAGAAACAGAUCCUUUGCAGAUUGCUAUGAAGGAACUGAAACAACGUAAGAUACCAAUUAUUAUAAGACGAUAUUUGCCGGACGCUUCGUAUGAGGAUUGGAGUAUUGAUGAGCUGAUUAUUAUCGAUCACUAGAACCUAAGGUUAUAUUUUACGAGGAUUUAAUAAAUAAUUAUAUAUUCUGUAUUAAGAAAUUGGUUUAAGAAUGGCAUACAUCGGUAAUCCAUCUUUCUGCAGGUAAAAAUUUGCUUCCAAAGGCAAUUUAUUAAAACAGAAUUAAAAUAAUUAAACCAUCACUAAACUUAUGCCACUAGGGUUCUUAAUUUGUUAGCUCCAUGUGUAACCGCCAGUAUCUUUAGCAUAGAUAAACCGUUCC